Daucus carota subsp. sativus is the source of this 1459-nucleotide messenger RNA. RefSeq names its product 24-methylenesterol C-methyltransferase 2. The record is from RefSeq and is a predicted model, not a curated record. The coding region runs from base 110 to 1348 and encodes 412 amino acids. The transcript has a single exon. Gene Ontology annotation, molecular function: S-adenosylmethionine-dependent methyltransferase activity. NCBI's taxonomy places the organism in Eukaryota, Viridiplantae, Streptophyta, Magnoliopsida, Apiales, Apiaceae. Gene Ontology annotation, biological process: steroid biosynthetic process.
AAGCAAUGACCUUGAGCAUAAGACAGUGAGAGCAGGAAUUCUACUGCAACAGCAUCAACACGUCGAAAUCAGACACUCUCAAACUAGCACAUCUGGCUAUGUGAAGAAAAUGCUUGUUUACCGAAACUUGACAGUGACAGCAUAUAUGUACACGCACAUACGUAUGAAGAUUCAACGGCCGGCUGUCGGGAAGUGCCAUAGGUGCAACCGCUCCACUCCUUUAUCGUUAUAUAAACAAGAUGCUUCAUACUUGCUACACACAUAUCACACUCUUCGAGCCAUGGACACUCUCCCUAUGUUGUUCACCACAGCAGUGAUCGUGGGAGGCCUCUACUGGUUCAUCUGCAUCUUAGGCUCCCCUGAACGGAAGGGCAAACGUGCCAUCGACCUCUCUGGCGGCUCAAUUGACAAUGACAAGGUCCAAGAUAACUACAACAAGUACUGGUCGUUCUUCAAACGUCCUAAAGAAAUUGAAAAAACUGAUAACGUUCCUGCCUUCGUAGACACUUUCUAUAAUCUUGUCACAGAUAUCUACGAAUGGGGCUGGGGCCAGUCUUUCCAUUUCGCUCCAUCUUUACCUGGAAAAUCCUAUCUUGAAGCUACUCAAAUCCACGAAGAAACAGCCGUGGAUUUCUUGAAUGUCAAAGCUGGUGAUAAAAUUCUUGAUGUUGGUUGUGGCGUUGGCGGGCCUAUGAGGGCCAUCGCUUCUCACUCAGGUGCUAACAUCGUUGGCAUCACAAUCAACGAGUAUCAAGUGGAACGGGCUCGUAUGCACAACAAGAAAGCCGGGUUAGACACCUUAUGUGAAGUUGUUUGUGGAAACUUUCUUGAAAUGCCUUUUGAUGACAAUAGUUUUGAAGGGGCUUAUGCAAUGGAAGCUACUUGUCAUGCCCCUAAACUAGAAGAUGUUUACACUGAAAUUUACCGGGUCUUAAAGCCCGGACGUCUAUUUGUCUCGUACGAAUGGGUAACUACUGAAUUCUACGAUGCCAAUAACAAAGAUCAUGUGAAAAUUGUGCAAGAAGUCGAGAGGGGCAAUGCCUUACCGGGGUUAAGGCAUUACAGUGACAUAUCCAAGAUUGCGAAAAAAGUUGGGUUUCAAGUAGUAAAAGAGAAGGAUUUCGCCAAGCCACCGGCUGGACCCUGGUGGACAAGGCUGAAAAUGGGGAGAGUUGCUUACUGGAGGAACCAUGUUCUUGUUGUCAUUCUGUCGUUCUUAGGGAUCGCGCCCAAAGGGACUGUGGAUGUUCAUGAUAUGCUGUGCGUGACUGCUGAUUACUUGACUAGAGGUGGCGAGGCCAAGAUUUUUACUCCCAUGCAUACGAUCCUCUGCAGGAAACCUGAAUAAUAAGACUUGUCAGGUUUUUCUCAAGCCUUUCCUCUGUUUGUCUGUAAUCCUUUUUGCGCCUAAGCUAUGUGCGUUACUGGCUUUUACAAUAAAAUUAUGCUUUCUAGUUGA